GAGCGCUAUACAACACAGCCUCCGCCGGCCGGCCCCCAACACACGUGCUCGCCGCACCAGAAGCCCGAUUAUGGACUUCCAGAGUGCGAUGGAGACGUUCGCCGAGGCCUGGGUCGCCGCCAACACCAAGCCGCCGCUGCCGCUCCAGCCGCAGCCUGUCUCCCUCGCCCACCAGCAGGAACAACAGACUCAGGCAAUCUCGUUGACAACGAGUCCAAGUAGAUCACCGACCCUUCCGCCCCCGGCCGCCCCGCCGCCCCUGCCACCCCCGUCCAGGAACUCCGAGGAAUCGUCGAUGCGGGCGAACUCGCCGGCGUCCCGCAAGUCGUCCACGUCUCCAGCCCAGCAGAGCGAGUCUGCCCAAGAGGGUAUCAACCUGUCACCAAACAGCAAAGAUUACGAGGCCCGCAAGAGUAAGAACAUCCCCGUGCACUGCAUUGUGGAGUUCAUAGUGCCCGAAGAGUCUGGACCUCACCCACGAAAAAACAGGGUCAUCGUGGACAACGACACGUUCGCGAUCAUUCCAGGUCACACCCAAGUCAGCGAAUUGCUCCAAGUCGCCCUCUUUAGAAUGGGAUAUCCCAACGAUUUGGCAUACUUCGCGAAAGGUUUUGUGGGGCUAAAACAUUGGAAUCGGCUACCGCUGGACAAAAUUGUAGACGACCCUGCGAUCACGGUUGGUCUCAUUUGGGGCGAGCUGACCUCAAUCGCCACUUUGCACAUUGAAAUCGUGAGAUCUCGCCAGUCGACCAUCCUGGAAAUCAAGGACAAACUGCUGCGGCUAUUGCUGCUGCAGUCACACUCGAUGCUGCUUUCCUCAGGAUGUCCUCUCGAUGAGGUAGGUGGAUUCCUGACGCAAAUUUGCCGGGGCCAGAAUCCCACUUCGGAGCCGAACGACGAGACGAAACGGCGUUUCGAGCAGUGGCUCGCCGUGCACCAGCAGCCCACUGGGGUGCACCAGAUGAUUGGGGCUGCAGCAGUCCCUCCGCCCCCGCACCCCUCGCCGUCGAUGAUGGGCCACCACCCGUCGAUGGCCUCCCUGCCGCGGCCGACGCCGCACUUCGGCGACCACCGCCGGCUGCCCAUCUCGCCGACCAAACUAGAAUCGCUCGCCCAGCACCCUGGCAUGCCCGACCACAUGCACCCCGCUUUGCAGACUGUGCAGAGCCAGUAUCCGACGCAGAAGACGCGGAUGCGUACCAGCUUCGACCCUGAGCUCGAGCUGCCAAAGCUGCAGAGGUGGUUCGCCGAGAACCAGCACCCAAGCCGACACCAGAUCCAGCAGUACGUAAAGGAGCUGAACGCGCUGGACUCGCGGCGCGGGCGGAAGCCGUUGGACGUCAACAACGUGGUUUACUGGUUCAAAAACGCGCGGGCGGCGCAGAAGCGGGCCGAACUGCGUCUACACAUGAACGGCUACAGCAACGGGCCUUUGGGCCUGGGCGGCGGGCUGGGCGGGCCGAACCACCACAUGCACCUGGGUGGCGGCAUGCCGGUGCUCAAGUCGCCGCCGAUGAGCCACAACGAGGGCUCGCUGUCCGACGGCGAGGAGGCCGACCUGCGGCGGAUGCACCAAAUUCAGACGUCGCCCUACUCGCUGGUCACCAACAGCCGCAACUCGCUGCUCAGCCACCUGGCCCGCAGCGGCCGAGACGAGGAGGAAAGCGACGACGACCUGGAGGAAGAGGAGGACUCUUCGAAUCCGACGCCGUCGCGCAACUCGUCCAGUCCGCACGCCAACCAGCUGGAGACAAUGUCCAAUGAGCAGCCCCUGCAGCUCACCUGCAAUAAGGACGACGACCAGGACAAACGCAGCGAGCCGGACGUGAAGAAGGAGGCGUCGUCGCCCAAGGAGGAGGCGUCCGAGAACGAAGAAGAUCAGCGGCCCAACACGGCGCCGAGCAGCCUCCACGCCGGUUCCCCGGACGACGGGCCGGAAGAGGAGGAAAUCCACCGUCCGCCGUCCCGAAACUCGGACUUUGGACCCGGAGCCCUGGUGCCCCGCACGCCCGGAGCUCCACUGUCCGACCGCGGCUUUCCGCUGGUGCCCAACAACAAUUUGUUCAGCCACAGCAUCAUGUACAUGAGCCACUACAUCCCCAGUUUGCAGCAGCAGGUGUCAGCGGCCGCGGGGCUCAACCUGGCGGCGGCUGCGGCCGCCGCCCACCUGGCGGUGGCGAACGCGGACGACCGCCGCAAGCGGAACCGCACCUUCAUCGACCCGGUGACCGAGGUGCCGCGGCUCGAGCAGUGGUUCGGCAUGAACACGCACCCGUCCCACAACCUCAUCCUCAAGUACACCGAAGAGCUCAACCGGAUGGCCUACAGGCAGAAGUUCCCCAAGCUCGAGCCCAAGAACGUGCAGUUCUGGUUCAAGAACCGACGCGCCAAGUGCAAGCGGCUCAAGAUGACCCUGCCCCUCUAAGCUCACAACCCCCACUCCGCUCCCAUCGUAAAUGAUAUUUCUUCGUGAUUUGUUCGAAAUUGGAAUGCCCGAACAGAAAAAUAGUGAUAUGACCGAAAAGACGGCCUAGUGUUCCAAAAAUUGAUCAGCUGGAUUAAAACUAGACUUUUUUACUUGUGAUUUUUUUUUAUCAAAAAUGUGAUACGAUGAGACCACUCAAAUUUGAAAUAUUUUAGUGAGAAAUUACUUUUCAAUGUCACUUUAGACUUGGUCAUAAAGAGAGUUUUGCUUUUUUGCUCAUAAGUCUUUUACUUUAGCAAAAAGUGAUUCGGCUUCACGGGACGAAUGUCUAGCGUUUCAAUGCAGUCCUCGGUGCGGAGGCAAGUGGCCCUUGAGUGGGCUGGGUCCCUGUGCGGCCUGGUGCGCCCAUGUUAUCCGUUCGCGGUGUUAUUGGGACCCGGGUUUCAGCAUUCGUGCUAGUGCAGUGCGCGCCCUUCCCGGUCCGAGAGAACAGGGAUAAAAAUAGCAAAAAAACGCCCAGAAACAUGCCCGAAAUUUUAAGAUACACUAAAUUAUUUUACUUUUGUGUUUUUAACUUAAACUGUUCAUCAAUUCUAACAGUUUUCAUCGUGCUCAACAGGCACAGAUUAUAGCUGCAAUUAACUUUUAAUGAUUUCGAAAACAGAACAAUUUUGCUUCGAAAUUAAAAGACUGCGCACUCUUGUUAAUGUGUCACCGCUAGAUUAAAAAAUCUUCGUCACCUCAUGAGAUCAAAGCUAACAACCGAUCUCAAGGUGAGAGGAAAAAUUCAGUCUGAACAGAUAUCCGAUUUUUUUAUCGUGAGAAUCUAUUCAUUAAUUCCCUCCGCUUCCAGCACCAUUAUUUCUCCUUCUAAUGAAAUGUUUUUCCGUCAUACAUGAUUAAGGACGAGUCGAACUUGACACCCAGAAUUCUCUUAAGCUGGAGAAAAAAUUUCGGGCAUUUCACAAACUACGUUUUUGGGAAUUCCAAUUUCGGCCGAAACACGGGACACCCAUCGUGCAUGUAUAGGUUGUGAAGAUCGUCGUCUGUGUAUGGUUGUAGGCCGCACGGGCCACCGCAAAUUCAUGUUGUGAAACUCAAACACUAAAAUGUAUAAAUAUCGCGAAAAGAAUCUAGAUCUCUGUCGAACCAUUCCACGUAAAAAGAAAAAUCAAAUAAGACGACUAUAGCUGUAAUAAAGAUUUAAAUUACGACCACAAUAAAGCUUUUACAUACUCACCCCGGGCGAUUCAAAAGACACUAAAGCACAUUUUUAUUGAUUGAUAUUCUAGCUUAUUUCGCGACGCAGUUGUUUAGUUUUGAUACGGAGAUUGUUGGAUUCCUGCUCGGUUGUUUUGAUUAAGUUUAGAACCAAGGUUAUUGGAUGAGAUGAGUGUUCGAAAUGUAGUCACUUUGCCGUUGCUUAAUUUAUAAUUGUGAUACUAUGUAUAGUAAGUUUUAGACCGCAAAAGACAAGAUUCACAAUUGGUUGCCAAGCGUUUUUAUGAUCACCCUUGUUACACACUUUGAGUAUUACACUUAAUUUUUUUCCUAACGAAUAAAUAAGUGUGUGCACAUAAGUUAACUGUAAUAAACAUUAGUAUUUAAACAGAAUGUAUAUGGUCAACAAUAAUAAAAAAAAACUGAAU
This is a messenger RNA of Cloeon dipterum, 4074 nucleotides long. RefSeq names its product SATB1_N and homeodomain domain-containing protein dve (gene dve). NCBI's taxonomy places the organism in Eukaryota, Metazoa, Arthropoda, Insecta, Ephemeroptera, Baetidae. Gene Ontology annotation, biological process: chromatin remodeling; regulation of transcription by RNA polymerase II. The transcript is spliced from 8 exons. Gene Ontology annotation, molecular function: RNA polymerase II cis-regulatory region sequence-specific DNA binding; DNA-binding transcription factor activity, RNA polymerase II-specific. Bases 71 to 2425 code for a protein of 784 amino acids. The record is from RefSeq and is a predicted model, not a curated record.